This is a messenger RNA of Myotis myotis, 3244 nucleotides long. RefSeq names its product nudix hydrolase 16 like 1 (gene NUDT16L1). Bases 1131 to 1982 code for a protein of 283 amino acids. Gene Ontology annotation, cellular component: nucleus. NCBI's taxonomy places the organism in Eukaryota, Metazoa, Chordata, Mammalia, Chiroptera, Vespertilionidae. The record is from RefSeq and is a predicted model, not a curated record. The transcript is spliced from 2 exons. Gene Ontology annotation, molecular function: snoRNA binding.
CUGAGCUCAAAAGGUUCGCCAUCACUGCUCUAGAGAAUGGAAACAGUGCACUUGGCUGGCCAAUCCCUGCCCUGAGGACGGACUGCCACCUUGGUUGUGCCAGUGAGGGUAGGAAGAUGCUCAGUGUCAGAUGUGUUCCUGCAUGGGCUACACUGGAUCUCCCUCCUUACUUCCCCAAAUGGACCCACCUUGUUCAUUCACGUCUGGUGUCAGGGAGGGAUUGGGCACAGGGUGCCUUUCCUCUGUGCCCCCUGCUGCACUCUGGCCCUGGGUCAUGCCCUGCCGCCUGGAGAUAGGGUCGUCUGAUUGGGCCCUUCCCCUCAGGGACCUCUCCCCUUCAGAUACUGGCCUGGGACCUGGCCUGUCAGCUGCAGCUGCUCCUCUGAGCGCUGACUGGCAGAGGCCACAGCUGGGGAGAGGGCCGCCCUCUUUGGGUCCUUAUUUCCCACAUCUUCUGAUAGAAUACACCACGGGCCAAACAUACCAGUUUCUGGUAGAUCCUACCAACCCUUGCCUGCCCUCGGCCUCCUCUCCUCUCCUCCUCAGCCCUGCUCAGGGCAGCCUUCCCCGUGCCACAGACUCCAAGGCUGUGCCCGUGGUACCCAUCCUGAGCUGCUUCACUCAGCAAAUCCAUGCUCACCAUGGGGAGGCACGUGGAGCUUGGGCCAGUAGGUGGAGUGAGUGGCACCAGGACUCAGAACCCCCGCGGCUUCCUUCUGCACAAACGUGGGGUAAGUACCUGAGGCAGAAGGCGGGUUUUCUGUCGUGGACACUGGGCAAGAGACAGGGUGGAGCUCUAGGGUAGGAUCCUGGCUCCAUCGCCAACUGUCGAGUGCCCUUCGGCAAGGCCUGCCCCUAUGAGCCCAAGGUCCUCCUCCUCCUCGGAAAUUGGGGAGACCCUAUUUCCUCCAACAGUACCUGGCAUCUGGGGCCUGACUUGGAGGACACGGGGCAUUGGGCCCGGAAGCUCCCAGCCCGGGACUUAAGUCACUUUGGCCCUAGCCAACUGGGUGUGGGGAGUCUGUGGCUUCUCGUCCUCUGCCCCCAGCCCAGGUCUGCGCGUGGACUCGCCCUGUGGGGCAGUUGGAGCUCCCCAGGCCCUUCGUGCUGAUACGGAGUCAGGCAGACCGAUGUGCUUUGCAGGUGUAGGCGCCCAGGGCUGUGAGGCGUGCCUGCAGGGAAGGGUUGGAGGGAGAGGCAGGAGGCGCCCACGUGCCCCAGGAGGCGCUGGGGGAAGGCCUCGCCAUGGGCGCCGUGGUCUCGGAGGACCCCGCUGCCCUGCUCACUGCCCCAUCCCCGCAGGCUCCGCACGCAGCAGGCGGAGGUGGAGCUCGGCUCGCGCGUUGCCUGCCGGGCGUUGUGGUUUCGAGUGCCCGCAGCUGGGCCGGCAUCCGGUUUCGGAGGCUAUUGGGUGCGGCCGCGGUGCGCGCCGUCCCUCCUUUUGCACACGCCCCUGCGCCUCUCAACGACGCGUCGCGGUGGGCUCUGUCCCGAUGCGCGUCAGCGAUUGGUGGAGGGGGCGCCGCUGCCCGCGGAUUGGCCAGUGUGGCGGGGGCGGGCCAGCGCACGCACUUAAGGGGAGGCGCCGCGGCGCGGGGGGUAGUAACAAGAUGUCGGCUGCGGUGCCAGAGCUGAAGCAGAUCAGCCGGGUGGAGGCGAUGCGCUUGGGGCCGGGCUGGAGCCACUCGUGCCACGCCAUGCUGUACGCCGCCAACCCCGGGCAGCUUUUCGGCCGCAUCCCCAUGCGCUUCUCGGUGCUGGUGCUGGGACUGGUGCGGGUCCCGCUGUACACCCAGAAGGACCGAGUUGGUGGCUUUCCCAACUUCCUGAGCAAUGCCUUCAUCAGCACGGCUAAGUACCAGCUCCUCUUCGCCCUCAAGGUGCUCAACAUGAUGCCCGAGGAAAAGCUGGCUGAAGCUGUGGCUGCAGCCACUGAGAAGCAGAAGAAGGCCCUGGAGAAGCUGCUCCCAUCUUCUUCCUGAGGUUGCUCCUGUACUGCGUCUUUGCCCUCCCCUGGCUUGUGUUCAGGGCUGAGGGCCCUGAAGUCCUGUGGGAGUGUCUUCUAGCGUGUUUCUGUGUGUGUAACCCUUUCUGACUGCAUGGGGCCAGUGGGCAUCUUAUCAUCUCUGCUGCCUCAAGCAGUCACAGGGCCAGGUGGGACCUUCUCAGGUUGGUCAGUGGGUGGCCUGGGGGUGGUGGGCCUGGCUGUCCAGGCUCAGGACAUUCUUAACCACCUUGAGGCUCAAACCCACCUGAGAGUCUCAUGGGCUGGUGGAGGCACAGGCACUGCCUGAUUUUCCAAGUGGGUGGUUGCACAGACACUUAGACCAAUGAGAACUUGGUUCUCAAGGGGGGUGCCUUUGGCUCAGUUGACUCAUUCCUGCAUCCUGCCCUCUGUGCCAGCUUCAGGGCCUAGAGGAGAGCCAGUUUGGGUAGGAUGUUGUGCUGUUAAUUUUAGCUGUUAGCUUUACUGGCUUAGAUUUCCUUUUCUGUGUUGUAUGAACUACAGGUGAGGCUUCACUUGACCUCACUGGUGCUUGGUCUCCAAGGGCAGUCAGGGUCAUGGGCCCAGCUAAUAGGUGGAGUUGUUGAAGGGACAGGAAAGUGGUUCCUCUGCUGCUCUGUUCUUUGGUCCUGACUGCAGGCUCAAGGCAGGGCACAGGAGGUUGUCCCCUUCCUUCUCUCACUACCUAAGACUUAAGGUCAGGGCCAAGUCUAGGCACUGGCCCCACUCAGAGUUAUGCUGUCACAGACCUCGUCUGAGGCGGGGUGCUGUCCACCUCCCUGUUCACCUGUGGCACUACCAGCCACGGACCUCUCUGGGCUGUCGGCUUGGUCUGGGCUUCUGUGCUGAGACCGUCCAGAGAGGCCCCUUUUGUGAUCCCGGUGGCUGUACCGCUAGGCUGAGCCUGCUGCUCUUUCCUGUGCUUUGAAAGCCUCCCUUUCUCCAUUCCCAGUAUGGUCUACAGGCAGCUCCCAGAGAUGGUCUGGAAAUACCCGUCAAGUGUGCAGAAUGACAACAGCAGAGCCACCACAGGCAGGAAGGUCACCACUGGCAGUCUCCUAUGGCCCCAAGUCUGGCUAAACUCAGUGAAGCUACUGGAAAGUCUCCACAGUGCCUACCCAGCCUAAGAAAAGCGGUGCUCCCUGCCCAGCCUGGGCACCUGUUCCACCUUAGAGCCUUGAUGAAGCAGCCACACUGGGCGAAGGCACUCCACUCUGUAAAUAAAAUACCUGUACUUUG